UUACUUUUGAGGGUAGUAUAAAGAGUUUCCAGCUGCUAGAGCUCUAUUGACACCUCUGAGAAACAGAACUAAUACUAUUUGAAUGAUGCUAUGUACCGAGAAACCACUUUCACAUAUAUCAUGUCAUUUCAUCUUCACCCCACCUCAUAAUGAGGUAGGCAGAGCUUAUCCCUAUUUCAUGGAUGAGGUAACUGAGGCUCAGAGAGGUGACUUGCCCAAGGUGACUCAACUAGUAUGUGGGAGAGAUGAGAGGCAAAUGCAGGUCUGAUUAUCCCAAAGUUCUUAUUGCUUCAGAUAUACUUCUUUGACUUCAGAAAUUCACAAAUGAAAUAAGAAGACCGGAGGUCAGGAGGCAGAACGCUUGGGUUCUGGAAGGAGAGGAGUGGUCUCUCCUGGAGGGGUGAAGCACAGCCAGGGGUAGAAGACCACACCCCUUGGGGGACUGUGGCAGACUGAUACUUGGGACACCCAAUGGAAGACUGUGAGGUCAGGGGCGGGGCUAGCUCCAGAGUAGGGGGGCCAGGAGCCCCAACAGCAUUUCAGAGCAUGCGGUGUCCAGGAGGAAGCUACAACCGGCUUGAGUAUGCGGUUCCUCCCUCCCCUUUUCAUCAUGGACCCUACACUGUGGCCUUUCUCUCAGAACCUCUGAGAUUGUUACCCAGGCAAGGCACAAUGCCCCUGUCCCCAACAAGACUGCCUAGUCCCUAUGCUUCUGAUCGGCUGGUACGGCUAGCAGCCAGGCUCCGGCCGGCACUAUGUGAUACCCUGAUCACAGUGGGGAGCCAGGAGUUCCCUGCCCACAGCCUGGUGCUGGCAGGUGUGAGCCAGCAACUGGGUCGCAGGGGCCGCUGGGCUGUGGUGAAAGGCAUCAGCCCUUCCACCUUUUCCCAACUUCUGCACUUCGUUUAUGGGGAGACUCUAGAGCUGCAUCUUGGGGAACUGGGGCCCCUUGAGGAGGCAGCCAGAGCACUGGGGGUACAGUCCCUGGAAGAGGCAUGCAUUAGGGCUCGAAGGGACAUGGCCAGAGAAGAGCUGGGUCCAGGACUGAAGAAACAACAGGAGGAGCUAGAGAAACCCACAGGGGACUCGAUGAGAAGGGUGGGGGACUCUGGGGAGAAGCAGAGACCAGAGAAGUUUGUUAGGGCUGGUGGGAAAGAGCAGGAGACGUGGCACAGGCACAGGCCACCAAGAGAGAGCCCUGAGAUAGCAGAGGCAACUCUGGAGGGUCAAGGGGAGCAGAUGAGACCAAAAGAGAAACUCCACCAAGGCCUUGUUGGCCAUGGCAGAGUAGGUGGGACGCAAGAAGUAAUCAUGUGGUUGAGGGACAAUGCAGGGGGCUCUGAGGAAAGUCUGCGGGAGUUCCCUGGCCCCCUUCCCCCAGCAGGUUCCUUCCAAACUGGCAUCACCCCCAGGCCUUGGUGGGCUGAGGCCCCUUGGCUGGGGGAGGGCCAGCCUGCCCUGUGGAGCAUCCUUCUGUUGCCACCUAGAUAUGGCACUCCCUUCUCCCAUAGCAUCCCUAUGACUGGAGCCUGGCAAGAGGUCUGGCCUCGGGACCAGAGGAGCCCACUGUCCCUGAACCUCCACAAAGGCCUUUGGAGCCAGAACCAGUUGGCCUCCUCCAGCCCCACCCCAGGUACCCUCCCCCAGGGCCCCACACAGCUCAGCCCUGGGGAGACAGAAGAGUCUGAUCAGAGGCACACAGGUGAGCUAGCAACCUGUGUGGGUCAGGUCAGCACCGCAAGCCAUCCAUCUCACCAACACCCUCCCCCACCCACUCCUGCUCGGUCUCGGCCCUAUUCUUGUUCUGUCUGUGGGAAGAGGUUUUCACUCAAACAUCAGAUGGAGACACACUACCGUGUCCACACAGGAGAGAAGCCCUUUUCCUGUAGCCUCUGUCCCCAGCGCUCCCGGGACUUCUCAGCCAUGACCAAGCACCUGCGGACGCACGGGGCCGCACCCUACCGCUGCCCUCUGUGCCAGGCCGGCUGCCCCAGCCUGGCCUCCAUGCAGGCGCACAUGCGCGGCCACUCGCCCAGUCAGCUCCCGCCGGGAUGGACCAUUCGCUCCACCUUCCUCUACUCCUCCUCCUCGAGGCCGUCUAGGACCUCGACCUCUCCCAGUAGGCCCUCUUCCUCCACCACCUGACGGGGCGUCAGUAACUUCUUUGGCUUCAGCCAAGCUUAAAAUUAAAAAGUGAAAGACGGGCCGGUGAGCAGGCUAGGCUUCUGAUUCCGCACCGCGGCUGCGGCAGCCUAGCAAACUCGGCUCCAAAAAGCGCCGCGGGAAGGGCGCCAGAAGCCCUCUCCCAGACAGCCUCGGGCAGCGGACCUGGGCCAGAGAGCCCCUGUGGGGUGAGGGCAGUGAAGUUUGCACGAGUGACGGUUAACUGUGCGGGGACUGACGAUUCAUCACCAAAAUAAAGAGUUUCCUGUGCUCUCCUCUCGGGACCAGAAAGUC
Dama dama (fallow deer) is the source of this 2457-nucleotide messenger RNA. It is a transcript of the gene ZBTB32, whose product is annotated as zinc finger and BTB domain containing 32. Gene Ontology annotation, molecular function: protein binding; DNA-binding transcription factor activity, RNA polymerase II-specific; RNA polymerase II cis-regulatory region sequence-specific DNA binding. The record is from RefSeq and is a predicted model, not a curated record. Gene Ontology annotation, cellular component: nucleus. Gene Ontology annotation, biological process: regulation of transcription by RNA polymerase II. The transcript has 6 exons. The coding region runs from base 472 to 2145 and encodes 557 amino acids. NCBI's taxonomy places the organism in Eukaryota, Metazoa, Chordata, Mammalia, Artiodactyla, Cervidae.